GAAAACAUUCCAUUGCGAAGAACCACUGUUUGUAGGCUACCAAACAAGUCGACCCGUGUGGAAACGCGCGGUAGCCUAGUAAAAUAUAUUAUUGUAUGUUUAUUUUUGUUUUUCAUAUCUCAACGCCCUUGUGCUUGAAGUCAAGAAAGCACUGCAGUCAUGUCAGAGGACAAGAAGAGAGGCGGCGAUGAGGGGGAAGAUGGAGGCCCCGGUCUUGUCUACAUGCCGUUUGUCAUCAUGGAAGAACUGCUGGACAAGCUGCGUCUGCUGGACUACGAUAAAGACUUCUCCAGGAAGAUGAACCUCAAGCCUAUCAACAGACAUUACUUUGCUAUCCAGACAAAUCCUGGUGAACAAUUCUACAUGUUCACGUCACUAGCAGCAUGGUUGUUGAGGAAAGCAGGACGCCAGUUUGAACAACCACAAGAGUAUGAUGAUCCAAAUGCAACAAUUUCAAGUAUCCUGGAUGAAGUGCGGAAAUAUGGUCAUGCCAUAGACUUCCCACCCUCGAAGCUGAAGCAAGGCUGGGGAGAGCACUGCAUCUACAUCUUGGAUCGACUGGCCGACGAGGCGCUUAAAAGCACCAACUUUCACUGGAAAAAACCUCAGUACCCGGAAGAGGAGAUGGACGAGGAAAACAUUGUGGAGGACGACUCAGAGCUAACCCUCAAUGAGAUAGAGAAGACCAUGGCCAUAGGACAAAAUUCUGACGUGGAAGACGCUGAUGAUGAUGAGCCUAUGAUGGACUUGGAGGGAAUGAAGAGACUCAACCUGAACAAGCAAAACUUUGAGUCCAGCAAGCCUGAGGAAAUCCUUGAGUCAACGACUGAUGCCGCCGACUGGAGACUGGAGGUCGAGAGGGUCAUGCCACAGCUCAAGGUCACCAUCAGGACGGACAAUAAGGACUGGCGAGUCCACCUGGAGCAGAUGCACCAGCACCACGAGGGGAUAGAGACCUCGCUGACCGACAGCCGGUCACACCUGGACAAGCUGCAGGACGAGAUCUCUCGCACCCUGGAGAAGAUCGCAAGCCGAGAGAAGUACAUCAACUCCCAGCUGGAACAUUUGCUCAUGAACUUCAGAUCUGUCCAAGACGCACUCGCAGAGACAAAGGAGAAGUAUCGUCAAGCUAGUGGUGGGGUCACAGAGAGGUCAAGGACUCUUGCCGAGAUCACAGAAGAGCUGGAGAAGGUGAAACAGGAAAUGGACGAACGUGGAAGCUCUAUGACGGAUGGAGCCCCUCUGGUGCGGAUCAAGCAGUCCAUCCAUCAGCUGAAGAACGAGAGCAAGCAGAUGGACAUCCGGGCGGGCGUGGUGGAGCACAUCCUUCUCCAGGCCAAGCUCAAGGACAAGACUCUACAGAACAAGCAGGUCCACGGCGGGGGCGCUCCGCAGGACGGAUUUAUUAUCUAGAUUGUUUUUUUGUAGUAGGACAAGGUGGGAUGGAUGUUUGUGUGUGUGUGUGUGUGUGUGCUCCGCAGGAUGGCUUUAUAAUCUAGGUUGGUUUUGUAGGACAGGGUGGGUGUUUGUGUAUGUGUAUAUGUGUGUGUGUGUUUGUGUGUGUGUGUGUGUGUGGGUGGG
Aplysia californica (California sea hare) is the source of this 1581-nucleotide messenger RNA. Its product is annotated as intraflagellar transport protein 57 homolog. Gene Ontology annotation, biological process: non-motile cilium assembly; intraciliary transport. Bases 160 to 1413 code for a protein of 417 amino acids. The record is from RefSeq and is a predicted model, not a curated record. NCBI's taxonomy places the organism in Eukaryota, Metazoa, Mollusca, Gastropoda, Aplysiida, Aplysiidae. The transcript is spliced from 12 exons. Gene Ontology annotation, cellular component: intraciliary transport particle B; centrosome; cilium.